This is a messenger RNA of Micropterus dolomieu (smallmouth bass), 3059 nucleotides long. Its product is annotated as plasminogen activator inhibitor 1 RNA-binding protein-like. NCBI's taxonomy places the organism in Eukaryota, Metazoa, Chordata, Actinopteri, Centrarchiformes, Centrarchidae. Gene Ontology annotation, molecular function: mRNA 3'-UTR binding. The record is from RefSeq and is a predicted model, not a curated record. Bases 169 to 1395 code for a protein of 408 amino acids. Gene Ontology annotation, cellular component: nucleus; cytoplasm. The transcript is spliced from 9 exons.
UUGUAGCCACACAGCGCCCAGAUUGGUGCACGCUGCACGAUGUCCCGGAUGGUGCUCGCACCGGAAGAGAAGGGGCAGCUCUCCCAGCCAUCUUGUGGCAGCAUCCAGCGAAUUGUUCGCAUCAAGCCUCGUAGAAUCGGAGGUGAAUCCCGCUGAAGGGGCGCCAUCAUGCCCGGACACCUGCAAGAAGGUUUCGGCUGCGUCGUAACCAACCGGUUCGACCAGUUAUUGGACGAUGAGUCCGACCCGUUCGAGAUCCUGAAAGCUGCGGAAAACAAAAAGAAGGAAGGGGCCGCUGCUGGGUCCACCAAGACCGCGGCUCAAGCCGCCAAGCAGCCGAAGAAGGAGUCACAGAAGGACAGAAAGAACCCGCUGCUGGACAAGAAGGAGGAGUCACAGGCUCCGGUCCCCCUAAAGAAAGAAGGUAUCAGGCGGGUGGGCCGAAGACCAGACCAGCAGGGCCAGCCAGGUUCCCAGCAUCAGGGUGGGCAGGGUGAAGGGCGACCCGGGGACAAGAGGCCGGACCGGAGACCUCCCCGCGAGCGCCGCUUUGAGAAGCCCGCCGAGGACAAGCCUGAGGGAGUUGGCGAGUUCUCUGCAGACAAGCCUUCUGGAGACAGGCCCCCGAGAGGGCGUGGUGGCAGCCGGGGUGGGCGCGGUGGUGGAAGAGGACGGGGCAUGGGCCGGGGAGACGGCUUUGACUCCCGUGGGAAACGAGACUUUGACAGACACAGCGGCAACGACAAAUCCAAUCAGAAAAUUGAGGAGAAGCGCAGUGGCAGUGGCUCCAACAACUGGGGCAAUGUGAAGGAUGAAACGAGUGAGGCUGAACAGACUGCUGCUCCUGAGACGACCCCAGAGGGGGAGGAAAAUGCACCUGCCAGCUCUGAGAACAAGCUUUCCAGGGAGAAUGAGGUUGAAGAAGUUAAAAACGAAGGCCCCAAAGAGAUGACCCUGGACGAGUGGAAGGCCAUGCAGGACAAGGAGCGCACCAAGGUGGAGUUCAACAUCCGUAAGCCCAACGAGGGAGCCGACAGCCAGUGGAAGAAAGGAUACGUGCUGCACAAGUCCAAGAGUGAAGAUAGGCCUGUUGGUGCUUUGAUUGAUGCCCCAGAGACGGAAGCAGACCCUCCAACUCUCUUCCAUAAGGCCAACGCUGACGAGUCCAGUGACCACCACUUCCGCAAACCAGCCAACGACAUCACAUCUCAGCUGGAGAUCAACUUUGGAGAUCUGGGCCGCCCCGGCCGCGGGCGCGGGGGAGCUCGUGGAGGCAGGGGAGGCCGCGGUGGCGGAGGCAGCAGGCCGGCACGCGGGGGAGGACGGUCCGAAAAGGCUAGUGGAGUGUCAGUUCCCAACGUGGAUGAUCCUGAGGCUUUCCCAGCUCUGGCCUAAAUGCUCCUUUUCCACCACCAGCCCACCCAUCAGCCCUUCCGGGCCCCUCCUCUACGAGGCUUGCAUGCGUACCACAUCUUCGAGUAUAUAAGAAAACAGAGAAGAAGAGAAAAAAAAAAAAGAUUUUAAAUGACAAAAAAAGACUGUCAUCCCUAUACCACUCACACCACCAGAGGACUAAAAUUUUACCUGUUUUAAAGGACAACAUAAGACAAAAAAAAGGCGGGAAAAGGACCUCUUGUUACACUGAAGUUUUGUAUUUAGGAACAUGAAAGCAGGGAUGUUUUCAUACUUUUAUUUUUCUUUUUUUCAGAGAUUAUGCAUACUUCAUUGAUAUAUAUAUUUUUUUUGUGCUGCUUGGAUUUCUGCAUUUCUGCGAUUAGGUUGAAGUGUGUGUGUAUGUCUUUCCCCUGAAGCUUUUGCGCGGUUUUCCUCAUGACUUCAGCUCAGUAUUAUGGGGUCAUCUUAGAAAAGGCGUUCUAAUGGAGUUUUUCUUCCUUGUAAUACACACUGAUGUGGUAGCACUACACUACAUAGGAAACUUGUUGUAGAUGUCUGAAGUAUGGCUUAAUAUGCAUUUUAAAGUGUAAUUACUCUGAUCCUGAGAACCCAUCCCUUUGCGAGGCACAAAUUGAGGAUGGGGAACCAGGCAAAGUGACUUCUUACUAAAGCUUGGUAUUUUUCUGCUUGUUGUGCAGUGAAAGUAAAUGCCUCUAUUCCUUUUUUUUGAUAGCUUGCCUUUUUUUUGGUGGACCAGUGGUUAGUAAUGCUUUGUAUCCCCUGAUCCAGAUGUGCUACCUGUGUUUUCAGGGUGUCCCAGGGCCCAAUGUAUAUCUUUAGGCUGGUCCUCAUAGGUCAUACAGACUGUACUACUUGUAACUUGAGGACCACUAAGCAAAUAUUGUAUUUUUUUUUUUCUUAAGGGUGUAUGUGGGAGUGUGUGUGCAGCAAAAUGUGAGGUUGAAUGUGUGAAUUUGACAGCUAGUUACUUAGAAUUUAAGUAUUCAUCUGCUAUGAACUUGCCAUUCUUGAACACACACUGCAAGUUUUUGUGUCUUUUGAGAAGUGAUUGUUGAAAUCUAGGUGAGUAUGAUAGACAGACCAUGGACAUAUCUUUGCUCAUAGAGUUACCUGUAAUGUCUUUCAGAUCUCAAAGCACUUGGUUUUAUCAGCACCAGUCCUCUGAAGAUUGUUUUGCCCCUUCUGUAAAUCAUAUUUGCUGUUUUUGUUAAUUUUUAUUGUCAGUGCAGCAGCACCAAUGCAUAAUUUGUCUGAAAGAAAUGUCUGCUGUCAUUGUGGAACAAUCAUGAGCUACAGAAUGUAAUGUAAGCUAAUUGUGCUUUCAGCCACCUGUGUCAGCAUUUCCAGUGAGUAUUUUCUUUUAAUGAAGUGGGUAUAUUUCACAUUGGGGAAGGGUGGGGUGUGGGGUUUAUGAACACAUGGACUGAAUUUAAAGCUUCACAUGCUGUGCUCGGACUUUCUGGUGAUGCACUGAUACAGAUGGCUGGAGCAGUUUCUUGUAGGACUGUUGAGCCACAUGACGGUGAAACUUUCUCUGCAAACAUCCCUGUUCUAAUAAAUUGCUUUAGAGGUGUUACAUGUAUUCUGCCAGUGGCUGUUGGGUUGUUUAAAAUCAAAACUGUGAUUUUAAAGUUGUAAACAAA